AUGGGAAUGUGGGAGGAAGCGAGUGACCCAGUGAUGGGGAAGAAGGAUAAAAAUGAGGAGCGGAAGGAGAGAAUCCUGAAUCUCACACUGGAGAUUAUCUAUCUGCUGACUGGAGAGGGCUACGUCAUCCCUAAGAAGAAGAGCCCAACUGUGGGUUUGGGGGCCCUGCAUGCCCCUGGCUCCGUCAUACAGAAGGAAAAUGACAAGAAGAUCCUGGAACUCAUCUCCAACAUCAUCCAGCUGCUGACUGGAGAGGUUGCCAUAAGGUGUGAGGAUGUUUCCAUCUAUUUUUCCUUGGAGGAGUGGGAGUAUAUAAAAGAAAACAAGGCCCUUUACAGGGAAGGGAUAAAGGAGGAGGAGGAGCCCCAGCAGCUCCGCCCACUGGCAGCCUGUGAAUAUAAAGAUGGGAGCGAUGUUACAGCACAUACGGAAGCAACUUUAUGUUGUAAUAAUGAUGGGAAUCUCACAAACCCUGAUGUUUCUCCAGCGGAACAGCCCCCACCAGCCAAUGGGAUUAAAGAGGAGGCGGCUUCAUGUGAAGGGGGAAACCAAUCAGAUUGCAGCAUUAAUCCCCUUACAGAACAGAUACAGGGAACAGACACACCUACUCCUAUCAUGGGGUGUAGCCUGAACAUCUUAGAAAUGAAGGGUAAUAAUUAUGAUAAAAAUUCCCACCAAUCUCCACAUAAAUCUGAAAUAACAAAAAAUAUAUUAUGCGGGGAAUACAGCUGCAAUGAGAGUCAUAAACGUCUUUCCUAUCAAUCUAACCUUAAUCGGCAUCAAAGGACUCACACAGGGGAGAAAUCAUUUUCAUGUUCCGAGUGUGGGAAAUGUUUUUCAGACCAAUCCCACCUUAAAACUCAUUAUAGAACCCACACAGGGGAGAAACCAUUUUCAUGUUCUGUAUGUGGGAAAUGUUUUUACUGUCAAUCUAACCUUAUUCGGCAUAAAAGGACUCACACAGGGGAGAAACCAUUUUCUUGUGUUGAAUGUGGGAAAUGUUUUAUAAAGCAAUCUGACCUUGAUUAUCAUAAAAGGACUCACACAAGGGAGAAACCAUUAUCAUGUUCUGAAUGUGGGAAAUCUUUUUCCUGUCGAUCUAGCCUUAAUCGGCAUCAAAGGACUCACACAGGGGAGAAACCAUUUUCAUGUUCUGAGUGUGGGAAAUCUUUUUCACAGCAAUAUGACCUGAAAAUUCAUUCUAGAACCCACGCAUUGGCAAAACUUUUUUCUUGUUCUGAAUGUGGGAAAUGUUUUUCAAAGCGAUCUGAGUUUGAUUGUCAUAAAUAUAUUCAUACAGUGAAGAAACCAUUAAACAUACUUUCACAAUGACAUAAAACGUAAACUUGUGUUGAGGAUCAGAGAACUCUUUCCCCUGUUUCUCUCUCUUGGACACUAUCCAGCCCAGCUACAGAUGGGGGAGGAACCCGAUUGGCUGGAUGCCCCAGGUUUGGAGUCAGGGGCAGGCCCAGCAGCUUAUAAAGGGGCCGGAGUUGAGACAGAGAGAGACCAACCAGUAAGCAGUGAGUGUGUGGAGGCUGAAGGGAACUCUGCUGAGUGCCAGCCUGUAAAGAGAGAUCCGCUACACUGCUGUUAGAUGCCUUUACUCCCUGCGGAUCCCCCGUGAGUGACCCAUAUGAGGAUAAAGGUAUAGAGUCUCCGUGUGUGGCCCCUGGGUGAGGGCAGGUGUUUCUCGGGGCUACAUGGGAGCAACUGCCUAUUCCAAAGGGAGAGGUACUUUGGGGCAGGUAGCGCUACCUGGGGGAACUCUGGGGAAGGGACUGAACUGGGAAAGGGUAUUUCCUCCAGGAGGGGAGUGUGGGACUGAGCCCCCAGAGAGACUGAGCCAGUAGUGGCUAAACCCAUCCCGGUUUCCCAAAGCAGGGUUAUUACUGUUUGCCUGUUAUAAUUAUUUUACCUUUACACCCAGUUAUAUAAAGUUGAUAUUUGCUACAAA
This is a messenger RNA of Xenopus tropicalis (tropical clawed frog), 1957 nucleotides long. RefSeq names its product oocyte zinc finger protein XlCOF7.1-like. The record is from RefSeq and is a predicted model, not a curated record. NCBI's taxonomy places the organism in Eukaryota, Metazoa, Chordata, Amphibia, Anura, Pipidae. Gene Ontology annotation, biological process: regulation of DNA-templated transcription; positive regulation of transcription by RNA polymerase II. The transcript is spliced from 5 exons. Bases 1 to 1332 code for a protein of 443 amino acids. Gene Ontology annotation, cellular component: nucleus.